Haliotis rubra (blacklip abalone) is the source of this 3039-nucleotide messenger RNA. Its product is annotated as G2/M phase-specific E3 ubiquitin-protein ligase-like. Lineage: Eukaryota; Metazoa; Mollusca; Gastropoda; Lepetellida; Haliotidae. The record is from RefSeq and is a predicted model, not a curated record. Gene Ontology annotation, molecular function: ubiquitin-protein transferase activity; protein binding. The coding region runs from base 49 to 612 and encodes 187 amino acids. The transcript has 8 exons.
UCUGGAGGUAGAGGAUGAUGACAGUGUCCCUGUGUCUGGAGGUAGAGGAUGGUGACAGUCUCCCUGUGUCUGGAGGUAGAGGAUGGUGACAGUCUCCUUGUCUGGGGAGAGAGGUGUGGGAAGAUCACUGACAGCAUGGAUGAAAUUCUUGAAGCACUCAACCUGUCAUCUCUGAAAAAGAACUUUCAGGACAACAAGGUUGAUCCUACAGACGUGCUGUCUUUGACUGAGGAGGACUUUAGAAGUCUUGUCGUGCAGACAAUUGGGGAAAGAGCACGAUUAAGACAGAGGUGCAAGAAUUUAGUUUCCGAGUCUAUGUCAGAAUCACCAGUUGUUCAACGUCUCCGGAUGUUUCAGUCUCAACGUAGACAACGGGUGAGUUGGAGAGGUCCAAACUCUGCUGCAUCACGAUCGACAACCAGGCGACUACAUAUCGGUUGGAAACAUAAAUCUCGAAGCACGUACAUCCCGGUGAUGGAUAUUGAUGAGAGUACGUCAGAUGAUGGAGAUGAGCUCCCUUCAAUGGAUAGUGGGACACCAACCAUUGUCUUUAAUGAAAGGCAUGGCCCUGUAAUGCCUUACAAAGCAAAACUUAUCAGACUGUUGGAGUGAUGAAGGCAUAUUCCCUUGUUCACGGGGGGCCACAACCGUCCUUUCUCAGCCCACUCCUUCAUGACGUCAUCGUCGGAGGUAUAGACUCGGCGGCUCCUACUAUUGACCACAUUUUCAAUCCUGAGUACAAGGAACAUAUAACUAAGGUAAAGUAUUUUUUCCGUUCUCGUUCAUGUGCUUGCAAAAUAAACAUACAAUAUCAGUAUUUGUAUAACCAUAAAUAUGUCUGGUUACAGAGAACAAUAUCCAGGACAUUUGUUAUUGAACGUGCCUGUUUCGCAAACACACCGACAGUCCUAUAGGAUUCUAAAAUCUUUUCAGCUGUGCCAAGCAGAGGACACGUCAACAGUGCCAGAAGCUGGGGAGUUGAUCCUCGUUGCAGGAUGUGGCGCAAUGAUGUACAGGGCAGAUCGGAAGGACGAGAUGAUUACAGCUCUCAUUCCCUUCCUGGUUCUGGGUCGUGUGUCACAUUGCAUUGACCAAUUCUGCCAUGGACUCGAAACCCUGGGUGUGCUCGAGGCAGUGAGGCAAAACAGGCACAGCAUGAAGGAGCUGUUUGUUCAUGAGGACCACAGCAUAGAUUCCUCGACUUUUGAACUCAUCUAUACACCAGUGUUUAGCGAGGAGGGUAGUAAUACACACAGGCUUGAGAAAUUGGUGCACUCCAACUGGAGAGACGUCCUGCUGGAUAUUGAAGGUAUUUGCAAGUCUCUUUAGGCAACAUAGUGGUUAAUGAAUAAGGUUUUUUUAUGGAUAUACCACUUCUUUAUUCUGAACAGGUGACGUUUUGACAUAGAUUCUACUGUCGUUGCAAGGCAAGUGGUUCCAUGAGAAGUAUUUUUGGGUGAUAUAUAUAUAUAUAUAUAUAUAUGUGUGCGUGUGUGUAUAUGACAUGUUUGGGCAAUAGAUGAGGGUGAGGCAAACAUGAGUUCUGUCGAAACGUCGCCUAUACAGAAUAAACAAGUUGUAUAUCCAUAAAAAUAGUCCUCAUUCUUCAUCUACUCAACUUCUAGAAUGACAAUCAAAGAAAACAUUGUGGUCAGUCUUGUUAUUGCAUGUAUACUUGAUAUUAUAUGGGUCUUAACAUGAUAAACAACUGCGAUUUCUUUUACCUGUAAGGAACUAUCAUGCUUUCGCCUAAGAAUCAAUGUGUUGAUAUAACGUCAUAACUGAAACCAGACAUUGAUACUUUUGAAUUCGCGAGUUAUAGGUUUGUACAACUUCACUAUUUCCAGAGGGUGUGGAAGAUACGUCUCUGAAGGAUGUGCUGAUAUUUUCAACUGGUGCCGAUAGAGUUCCGCCACUUGGUCUCCGACCGCAGCCAACACUAACGUUUCACCAGUGUGACCCACUUUCAGCAGAGGCAAAAGAGAACUUUCCGUUCGCCAACACAUGUUCAAACACAUUAUCUUUGCCGUUAAUUGCGUGUUAUGAUAUGUUCAAAAGGAACAUGGCUGCAGCUGUAAAAGUCCACCUAUUUACUACAGAGUAAAGAUGUAGUUGUACGGCUCCAUAGCUAUUACACGACCUGUAGGGGGAAUUAAGACCCUUUGAUCAUGUAAUACAUUGUACAAGCUGCAUAAAUAUACGUGUAUUAAAAUACACUCUAAUCUUGAAAUAGGAUAAUCAUUUACCUAACACAGGAAAACAAGAAUUUACCAUUAUUAUGUUAGCAUCACAUUAACCUUCUUAUGACACUUAUGUUUGGACUACGUAAAUACUCUUUCUAUGUAUUGCAUGGAUACAUGCAGGCAUGGCUUUGUUCAGAAUAUCACUUGGAUAAUGAGACAAAUGUGUCCUUAUGAGCUCAUUUAGCAACUUCAGUUAUUAUUCUCUUUUAGUUUGUCAACACCUGUGAUUCAGAACCUCUGGAAUGAUGUACACAUACAUUACUUUUAACAAUUGAGAAAUAGUAGAACUUGAUAUCAUUUUAUACAGUUCCGUCAUAUGAGUAAGACAUUCAGAAACGUAAUUGGUGUAGAGAGUAUUUUUACACACGACAGGCUCAUUACGUUUUUAUUUAAACAAUGUAUAUUUCGAAUGUGCAUACUACGAAGGUAACAGUUUUGAAGAUGACAAAUGGCCUACAUUUAUAAUCUCUUUUGAAUUUUAGUUUACAGUGAAUAGUAUUUUACACAAGACAGUGCUUGCGUGAGACAUGAUUUAUAAUUGAAAAGUUGAUUACGGUUUUGUUUCAACCAUUAUUUUCAGUAUGUUUGUGCAUGUUAUUCGUAUGGAAUAAUUAUUAGUUCGGGUCAAACCCUCUGUUUGUAAUCCUAACAAUAAUUCGGCGCCUACAUGAGAGUCAUAUAAAAGGGGGUCAUUAAUGAAAGUGACAAGAUGCUUCAGAUGAAGAGGUUUGAACUGUUUGAAAAAUGUGACUCCAUGUCUCCUAACAUUCUUUAAUAGAGUCAUACAGUAGAGUCC